AAUAAACCCCUCUAUUAUGGAGGAUGUGUGUAUGUAAUGUGAGUGUUUGUAAUGUGAGUGUAUGCAAUGUGUACGGUGUGUACGUGCAGUUCAAAGUUCACGUUGGGAAGUCAGUGAAGCAACCAUCUCCUCCAAACGCCUUCCCACCAGGGAAGGUGUCAGCUGACCUGCAGCAGGUGUCGACGAAGUCUCUGAAGCAGCGCUUCGAGGAUCACGCGCAGAAGCCUCCGGCUCACGACAAAGCACCGGCCCCGGCGGCAAAGGUCACGGUCCAGAAGCCGGUGCCGUCGGAGGACGCUUCGUGUCCCGGCUGCCUCAAGACGGUGUACCUGGUGGACCGGCUGGUGAUCGACGGGCGCACCUACCACCGUCGCUGUUUCCGCUGCUCCCACUGCUCCAGCCAGCUCAGCCUGGGUAACUACGCGUCGCUGCAGGGCCGCGUCUACUGCGAGCCGCACUUCGAGCAGCUCUUCAAGACCAAGGGCAACUACGAGGACGGCUUCGGCAUCAAGGGGCACCGCGGCGCUCGCGGCUGGCAGGCCCCGGGCGGAGGGGCGGGAGGAGGUACGUCGCCCUCCGAUCCCACGGGGCCACAGGCCGACAGCACCGCAGCGUUCGCCACCGCCGCCGCCGCCGCGCUGGCGCGGGCCCCAACGGCCUCUCCCGGCGAGAGGCGCGCUGCCGCGGGAGAACCCGGCACGACCGCCGUCGCGGGGGGGGCGGCCGCCGCCGAGAGCGUGGGGAAGCUCAAGGUGCUGUGGCCGCCCCCGGACGGCGGCGGCGCGGCCAAGAGCGGCAGGUCGGCCGCCGUGGGCCCCGUCGCCGGCUCCGUCUCCUCGUCGCCCUUCGUCAAGGCGGUGAGCGAGGGAUCUUCUUCGGAGGGGGGGUGCCCUCCCUCCUUCCCGGCCGGGGCCCACGCGCCCGCCUCGCAGCACGUGCAGGCGGCCAGGGCGCUCUACGAGAGGGCGAGGUCCCCCGCGCCGGGGCCGCCAGGCGCCGCCAUCCGGCCGGCCAUCGCCACCGGUGCAGAGCGGCGGUCGCCCGGCUCCGAGGUGAAGAGGGUUCGCUUCUCCGACGCGGACGUCGCGCUGGAGUCUCCCGACCGCGACGGCGACUCCGACGGCAACGGGGACUCCGACGAUGAUGGCGGCGGCGGCGGCCGCCUCGACGAACGCGAAGGUUCCUUGCGCUCGGAAACCAACGACGACGAAGAGGUCUUCCUCGCCGCGUCGGCAGAACUGGAGGAGAAGCCGGAGGAGGCUUGGGAAGACGGCGGCGCAGGAGAUGUCUGGCGGAGCGAGGAGACCCUCGCCGGGCCCGCGCGCGGCCACGCGGCCGCGUGGCUGCCGUCGACCGAGCCGGCGUGGGAGGCCUCGGACGCCGCGGAGCCGACGGGUCCGACAGCGGCACCGAGGGGCGCGGGCAGGGACGGAGAGGAGCGCGACCGAGCGGCAGCGGCAGCGGCUGACGACGACGGCGAUGCGGUCGCUCCAAAGCCGAGUCCCGGACACGCCGAGAACCGCAACGCGGAAAAGGAGCCCGCGGCGAGGGGCAAGCGCGGCCCCCUGGCUAAAUUGCGGUCGCCGCUCGCCAAGCUGUUUGGCAGAGGCGGCAAAGAGAAGUCGGGCGGCAAUGAGCAGGCAGAACAGAAGCCGGUUCCUCUGCCGGAACAGCAUUCGGCUCGGAGCCGCUCGGCGGGAGAGGGAGACGGGAAGGAAGUAGGGAGCGACGCCGGGGGUGGCCGUGCGGAUGCGGACAUCGAGUUGACUGGUGCGGGGAGCAGCGAUGGCGGUGGCGACGGUGGCAGUGGCGCUGUGCCGGCAGAGGCGAGCGCGCACGAGCCAGAGGACGCGGGCAGGAACGAUGAGAUCGGCACGGAAGGUCAAAGAGGGGUCCCGCGAGAGGUCGAGCUGCCUGGGCCCGGGCCAGCAGGGGCAGCCGAGACAGAACACGUGCAGGGCGCUGGGUCAAGUCUGUGGGGAGACCCUGGAGAGCCAGAAGACCGAGAAGAAUCAAGAUACCAAGAAGAACCAGGAGACCAAGAAGAACCAGGAGACCAAGAAGGACCAGAAUACCCAGAAGAACCAAGAUACCAAGAAGAACCAGGAGACCAAGAAGAACCAGGACACCAAUUAGAACCAAGAUACCAAGAAGAACCAGGACACCAAUUAGAACCAAGAUACCAAGAAGAACCAGAAUACCCAGAAGAACCAAGAUACCAAGAAGAACCAGGAGACCAAUUAGAACCAGAAUACCAAGAAGAACCAGAAUACCCAGAAGAACCAAGAUACCCAGAAGAACCAGGAGACCAAUUAGAACCAGAAUACCAAGAAGAACCAAAAUACCCAGAAGAACCAAGAUACCCAGAAGAACCAGGAGACCAAUUAGAACCAGAAUACCAAGAAGAACCAAAAUACCCAGAAGAACCAGGAUAUCAAGAAGAACCAGGAGACCAAUUAGAACCAAGAUACCAAGAAGAACCAGAAUACCCAGAAGAACGAGGAGACCGAGACGAAGCAGGAGAAUCAUGGAAGACGACCGCUUGCAGCGAGGAGUUUGCAGACGCCGCCGAGGGUCUGUCCUUCGCGUCAGACCCCUUCGACGGCGUCUCCCCGUUCGCCGCGGCCGGCUCGACGUUCGCCGCGGCCGAGUCCGGCGUGCCCGGGGAGCCGCUCGCGGCCGACGCGUCCCGCGGCUCGCAGCCGGCGGCGGCGGCGACGAACGGAGGGCCGCCCGGCGCGGCGGCGCCGGCAUGGCUCGUGGACGGCGACCCCUUCGACCCCGACGCGAGCGGCUUCGGCCUCGACGGCGCCGGAACGUCCGACGCGAGCUUCCUCUCGGACGGCGUCCUCGAGUUUAGCCGUGGGUCCCCAUCGGCGGUCGAACCGGGCCCCGCGGACGCGACGUUCGCGGGCCUCGCGGGCGCACGCAUGAGCGGCCCCGACGACGCCGUCGAUUUCUUGGACGCCGCUGACGGCCGCCGCGUCCUCGAGACGUCGUCCACGUUCGGCCUCGCGGUGUCCGGCCCGCAGAACCCCUUCUCCGAGGACCUUUUCGGAAUGACCGAUUGGUCGGUCAGCAGCGACGCCAUCUUCGUGCAGAACACGUCGCCUCACGUGGCAGGCGGUGGUGGUGAUGGUGGUCAUAUGUCACUCAUCGAUGAUUUUUUCAUGGGAGCGGCCGACGCUUCCAUCGCCGGCGCUGGUGGCAACAGCUCUGCCGGCGACGCCUUCACCGAUGACAUAUUCGGCAUGGGACUCCCCGCCCCGGCCGCCGCCGUGGCCUCGCCGACCUCACCGACCCAGGCCAACGGGCAGCAGUGGAGCGACGACCUCCUGGGAUGA
Molecule: messenger RNA, 3344 nt
Organism: Petromyzon marinus (sea lamprey)
Lineage: Eukaryota; Metazoa; Chordata; Hyperoartia; Petromyzontiformes; Petromyzontidae
Source: RefSeq, a predicted model, not a curated record